AUGAGGUGGAGUGUGUUGGGCUUUGAUGCUGUAAAUAAACUGGAGAGUUUCCUGUCUCCUGUAAACGGUGUGAAUGUGCGGUUGGUUGGUGGUCGCAGUCGCUGUGCUGGUAGAGUGGAGGUUCUUCAUAGAGGUCAGUGGGGAACAGUGUGUGAUGAUUUCUGGGAUAUGACUGAUGCUGCAGUGGUGUGUAGAGAGCUGGACUGUGGAGAACCUGUAGAUGCUCUGGGUGAUGCUCAUUUUGGACCAGGAUCAGGACCAAUCUGGAUGAGUUAUGUCAUGUGUACUGGAUCAGAGUCAACACUGAAGAACUGUGGAUCAGCUGGAUGGGGUAAAACUGGAUGUGAUCAUAGUAAAGAUGCUGGAGUCAUCUGCUCAGAAGUCCGGCUGGUUGGAGGUUCUCGCUGCUCUGGGAGGUUAGAGAUCCUUGAUGAUCAGUCGUGGGUGUCAGUGUGUGACGCUGCCUUUGACCAGCAGGAUGCAGAGGUUGUGUGUAGAGAGCUGGACUGUGGGGCUCCUGUACAGGUGCUGGGAGAAGAUGCUUUUGGAAAAGGAGACGCUCAGAUGUGGACACAAGAGAUUCAGUGCAGAGGAAAUGAGUCUCAGAUUCACUUCUGUUCAAAAUCAAUAUCAUAUGAAAACAACUGUUCACAUGAGCACAACAUUGGUUUGCUGUGUACAGACAUAAGAAAUGUGAGACUGGUAAACGGUAGCAGUCGCUGUGCUGGUAGAGUGGAGGUUCUUCAUAGAGGUCAGUGGGGAACAGUGUGUGGUGAUGGCUGGGAUUUGGCUGAUGCUGCAGUGGUGUGUAGAGAGCUGGACUGUGGAGAACCUGUAGAUGCUCUGGGUGAUGCUCAUUUUGGACUGGGAUCAAAACCGUUUAGGAUGAAAAGUGCAAUGUGUACUGGAUCAGAGUCUACACUUAAGAAAUGUGGAUUCAUACAACCAAGUGAUCUUGAUGUGUGUCUUAAUAAGAGCGCUCAAGUCAUCUGUUCAGAAGUUCGGCUGGUUGGAGGUUCUCGCUGCUCUGGGAGGUUAGAGAUCCUUGAUGAUCAGUCGUGGGUGUCAGUGUGUGACGCUGCCUUUGACCAGCAGGAUGCAGAGGUUGUGUGUAGAGAGCUGGACUGUGGGGCUCCUGUACAGGUGCUGGGAGAAGAUGCUUUUGGAAAAGGAGACGCUCAGAUGUGGACACAAGAGAUUCAGUGCAGAGGAAAUGAGUCUCAGAUUCACUUCUGUUCAAAAUCACCAUCACACAAACACAACUGUUCUUAUGACAAUGAUGUUGGACUGGUGUGUGCAGACACUUUGAGAGUGAGGUUGGUUGGUGGUCGCAGUCGCUGUGCUGGUAGAGUGGAGGUUCUUCAUAGAGGUCAGUGGGGAACAGUGUGUGAUGGUGGCUGGGAUAUGCCUGAUGCUGCAGUGGUGUGUAGAGAGCUGGACUGUGGAGAACCCGUAGAUGCUCUGGGUGAUGCUCAUUUUGGACCAGGAUCAGGACCAAUCUGGACAAAUCGCACGUUAUGUUUGGGAUCAGAAUCUACACUGAAGAACUGUGGAACAGUAAAUUGGGGUUUUUAUGACUGUGAUCAUACUAAAGAUGCAGGAGUAAUCUGCUCAGGUAAACUACUCCAAACCCUGCACUGUUUUUGUGUCCGGCUUAUUGGAAACUCCAGUUGCUCUGGGAGGUUAGAGAUACUUGACGAUCAGUCGUGGGUGUCAGUGUGUGCCGCUGCCUUUGACCAGCAGGAUGCAGAGGUUGUGUGUAGAGAGCUGGACUGUGGGGCUCCUGUACAGGUGCUGGGAGAAGAUACUUUUGGAAAAGGAGACGCUCAGAUGUGGACACAAGAGAUUCAGUGCAGAGGAAAUGAGUCUCAGAUUCACUUCUGUCCAACAUCCUUACACAAAAACAGCUGUUCACGUGAUAAUUACCAGGGGCUUUUCUGUGCUGUAUUUUUCUGUCAUUUAGAUAAAAAGAAUGUGCGGUUGGUUGGUGGGAACAGUCGCUGUGCUGGUAGAGUGGAGGUUCUUCAUAGAGGUCAGUGGGGAACAGUGUGUGAUGGUGGCUGGGAUAUGACUGAUGCUGCAGUGGUGUGUAGAGAGCUGGACUGUGGAGAACCUGUAGAUGCUCUGGGUAAUGCUCAUUUUGGACCAGGAUCAGGACCAAUCUGGAUGGAUGUUGUAUUAUGCACUGGAUCAGAGUCAACACUGAAGAACUGUGGGUCAUCUGGAUGGAACAUACAUGCCUGUACUCACAGUUAUGAAGCCGGUGUCAUCUGUUCGAGUCAUCAACCUUCCAGACUCGUUAAUGGAUCUCACCUCUGCUCUGGGAGGUUAGAGAUACUUGAUGAUCAGUCGUGGGUGUCAGUGUGUGACGCUGCCUUUGACCAGCAGGAUGCAGAGGUUGUGUGUAGAGAGCUGGACUGUGGGGCUCCUGUACAGGUGCUGGGAGAAGAUGCUUUUGGAAAAGGAGACGCUCAGAUGUGGACACAAGAGAUUCAGUGCAGAGGAAAUGAGUCUCAGAUCUCAUUUUGCUCAAUUUCAUUAUCACACAAACAAAGCUGUACCAGUGACUCUAAUGUGGGUCUGAUCUGUUCUGGUUACACAGAGGCUAAACUGAUGAACGGUUCAGACUCUUGUUCUGGAAGAGUGGAGCUUCGGUUCCUCAGUAAAUGGGGCACAGUGUGUGAUGCAUGCUGGGAUAUGAGAGCUGCCAGUGUCCUCUGUAGACAGCUGAAUUGUGGGAUUGCUGUGUCUGUUGUGGGAUCAGACUGGUUUGGAGAGGGAAGUGGUGAAAUCUGGGCUGAUGUGUUUGAUUGUGACGGGAAUGAAACAAAACUCUCAGAAUGUCCCGUCUCUUCAUGGAGUCGAGCUGAAUGUUCUCAUGGACGAGAUGUUGGAGUCAUUUGCUCUGAUUCCUCUCUGUCUGUUCAUGACGGUCUGGUGCAGUUGUCUGGAGAGAGACAGUGUGAGGGGGAGCUGGAAGUUUCCAUCCAUCAGGUCUGGAGGAGAGUUCUGCUGGACUCCUGGAGUCUCACUGAAUCCUCUGUGGUCUGCAGACAGCUGGGCUGUGGCUCUGUGCUGAACUUCUCCGGCUCCUCUUCAUCCAGUCCUGAACACAGUCAUGAGUGUGUGACGGGCUUCCAGUGCUCUGGGAGUGAAGCUCAUCUGGGGAACUGCAGCUCUCCACAAACUCUCAACUGCAGCUCCACACAACAGCUGUCAAUCUCCUGCCUUGGCCGCGGGUCCAUCAGGCUGGUGGGUUCUGGGGGAGACUGUGCAGGGAGGCUGGAGGUUUUUCACAGCGGCUCAUGGGGGACAGUGUGUGAUGACUCCUGGGAUAUUAAAGAUGCCCAUGUGGUGUGCAGACAGCUGCAGUGUGGAGUGGCCCUCAGUAACCAGCAGGUACCAGCCUGGUUUGGUCCUGGUUCUGGACACAUAUGGCUGGAUGAGGUGGAGUGUGAGGGGAAUGAGACGUCCCUGUGGAACUGCUCUUCUCCAGGCUGGGGGAAACAUGACUGUCAACACAAGGAGGAUGUAGGAGUCGUGUGCUCAGAGUUUAAAGAGAUCAGGUUAACUGAGGGCUGUGAAGGGAAUGUGGAGGUUUUCUACAAUGGAUCCUGGGGUAAUGUGUGCUGGAACCAGAUGGACAGAGACACAGCGAGUCUGAUCUGUCAAGAGCUGAACUGUGGAAGAUCUGGUACUUUUUCCAAUUCUAUAACAAGGGUGGAUUCAGCUCGUAACUGGCUGGAUAAAGUAAAAUGUCGACCACAUGAUUCAAAUCUGUGGCAGUGUCCAUCUUUACCCUUGGGACAGAAUGACUGUGGUGAAAAUGAAGUGGCCAAAAUCACCUGCACAGAACAUAAAAGUCUUGAGUCCCCUCGAAGCUAUUUGACAAGUUCUACAUCUUCCUACAAGAGACAGCGUUCAGAACACCUGAUCAGUGAUGUUGCUGUGUGUGUUUUAGAGCAUGUUCCUCUCAGACUGAGUGGAGGUUUGGGCCGGUGCUCUGGGAGGCUGGAGGUGUAUCAUAACGCUGUGUGGGGUUCAGUCUGUGCUGAUCUGUGGGACAUCAGCGAUGCUCAGGUGGUCUGCAGGCAGCUGGGUUGUGGAGACGCACUGAGGGCUGAUGGGAAUUCAGUCUUUGGUGCUGGUGAAGGUGUUGUGUGGAUGAACAGAGUCGAGUGCAGAGGGAAUGAGAUUCACCUGUGGGACUGUCCUCACUCCCUGGAGAACCACACUGACUGUUCCCACAAAGAUCACGCUGGACUCACAUGUGCAGAUUUGUCAGUGUCCACUACUCCUGCCACAACAACAUCAUCUUCUCGUCCAGUUUCUCAGACAGUGCGCUCAACAUCAGUCACUCCUCCACAAACUCCUCCAGCAGCGUCUCUCUCUGUGCUUGAGGUUGUACUGGGAGUUUUGCUCGUACUGCUCUUAGUGCCACUGCUUAUACUGGUUCAGCAGAACAGAGUGAUGAGGAGAGAUCUCUCUAAGAGGAGACACAGGACGACGACUGAGGCCGUUUAUGAGGAGCUUCGUCACAGACCCUCUAAUAGACAGAGUUUCGUCACUCAGAGGGGAAGUGUUCUUUCAGAAGAACAGCAUUCUGGGUAUGAAGAUGCUGAUGAGCUUCUUUCAGUAGGAGCCGCACCUCACUACCAUAAUGACAUCACCACUGAAGGACCAAAUGAAGAAAAGCAGCAAAUCACACCUGAGAAUUAUGAUGACAUAAUCACUGUUGGACUGAGAUCUCGUGAUACAGAAAACUAUGAUGAUGUCAUAAUUGUACGACAAUUCUCCAAUGAUAAAGCAGAAGGUGUUCAGGAGGAGUAUGAUGAUGUCAAGAAUGUCAGGGAAUGUAUGAGUGACAUGUUUGACUAUGAUGAUGUGGGGGAGGAAGCAGACAACAGUCUCUUUUUCUUCAGAUUUGCUGAGAGAGCUGAUGAAAAGUUUGUCCUGCAGAAGAAGAUGAAGAGCUGUCUUACAGUCUUUCUGAUGUCCACCGUCAUUACACUCACCAGUGCAGGUAAUGUGAGGCUGGUUGGUGGUCACGGUCCCUGUGCUGGUACAGUGGAGGUUCUUCAUAGAGGUCAGUGGGGAACAGUGUGUGAUGAUGGCUGGGAUAUAAAAGCUGCUGGUGUGGUGUGUAGAGAGCUGGGCUGUGGUAAAGCAUUGCGUGCAGUUAGUCUUGCUCACUUUGGACAAGGAUCAGGUCCAAUAUGGAUGGAUGAAGUUAAGUGUGCUGAAACAGAGUCAACAUUGAAGAACUGUAAAACAAAACGAUGGGGUGAAAAUAACUGUGGUCACGAUGAAGAUGCUGGAGUCAUUUGCUUAGGUCGCCUUCCCAGACUCACUAAUGGAUCUCAUCUGUGUGCUGGACGAUUAGAGAUACUUAAAGUAAAGACGUGGGUGUCAGUGUGUGACGCUGCCUUUGACCAGCAGGAUGCAGAGGUUGUGUGUAGAGAGCUGGACUGUGGGGCUCCUGUACAGGUGCUGGGAGAAGAUGCUUUUGGAAAAGGAGACGCUCAGAUGUGGACACAAGAGAUUCAGUGCAGAGGAAAUGAGUCUCAAUUUGUGUUCUGUCCUACGUCCACAUCAUUAAAUACACACUGUCCUCAUAACACUUCUGUAGGAGUAAUAUGCUCUGGUUACACAGAUCUCAGACUGGUAAACGGCCCAGACUCUUGUUCUGGAAGAGUGGAGCUUCGGUUCCUCAGUAAAUGGGGCUCAGUGUGUGAUGCAUGCUGGGAUAUGAGAGCUGCCAGUGUCCUCUGUAGACAGCUGAAUUGUGGGAUUGCUGUGUCUGUUGUGGGAUCAGACUGGUUUGGAGAGGGAAGUGGUGAAAUCUGGGCUGAUGUGUUUGAUUGUGACGGGAAUGAAACAAAACUCUCAGAAUGUUCCGUCUCUUCAUGGAGUCGAGCUGAAUGUUCUCAUGGACGAGAUGUUGGAGUCAUUUGCUCUGAUUCCUCUCUGUCUGUUCAUGACGGUCUGGUGCGGUUGUCUGGAGAGAGACAGUGUGAGGGGGAGCUGGAAGUUUCCAUCCAUCAGGUCUGGAGGAGAGUUCUGCUGGACUCCUGGAGUCUCACUGAAUCCUCUGUGGUCUGCAGACAGCUGGGCUGUGGCUCUGUGCUGAACUUCUCCGGCUCCUCUUCAUCCAGUCCUGAACACAGUCAUGAGUGUGUGACGGGCUUCCAGUGCUCUGGGAGUGAAUCUCAUCUGGGGAACUGCAGCUCUCCACAAACUCUCAACUGCAGCUCCACACAACAGCUGUCAAUCUCCUGCCUUGGCCGCGGGUCCAUCAGGCUGGUGGGUUCUGGGGGAGACUGUGCAGGGAGGCUGGAGGUUUUUCACAGCGGCUCAUGGGGGACAGUGUGUGAUGACUCCUGGGAUAUUAAAGAUGCCCAUGUGGUGUGCAGACAGCUGCAGUGUGGAGUGGCCCUCAGUAACCAGCAGGUACCAGCCUGGUUUGGUCCUGGUUCUGGACACAUAUGGCUGGAUGAGGUGGAGUGUGAGGGGAAUGAGACGUCCCUGUGGAACUGCUCUUCUCCAGGCUGGGGGAAACAUGACUGUCAACACAAGGAGGAUGUAGGAGUCGUGUGCUCAGAGUUUAAAGAGAUCAGGUUAACUGAGGGCUGUGAAGGGAAUGUGGAGGUUUUCUACAAUGGAUCCUGGGGUAAUGUGUGCUGGAACCAGAUGGACAGAGACACAGCGAGUCUGAUCUGUCAAGAGCUGAACUGUGGAAGAUCUGGUAGUGAACCCAGUAAUUCUGUGGGUCUGAGAUCUGCUCCUAAUUGGUUAGAUCAUUUUAAAUGUCGAAAACAUGACAAAACAUUGUGGCAGUGUCCAUCUUCACCCUGGGGACAGAACAACUGUUAUGAUAAUGAGGUGGCCAAUAUCACUUGCUUUGAGAAACAGAGUCUUGAGUCACCACACAGUUGUCUGACAUGUUCAGCAUCUCCUCACCAGAGACAGUGUUCAAAGCAUGUUCCUCUCAGACUGAGUGGAGGUUUGGGCCGGUGCUCUGGGAGGCUGGAGGUGUAUCAUAACGCUGUGUGGGGUUCAGUCUGUGCUGAUCUGUGGGACAUCAGCGAUGCUCAGGUGGUCUGCAGGCAGCUGGGUUGUGGAGACGCACUGAGGGCUGAUGGGAAUUCAGUGUUUGGUGCUGGUGAAGGUGUUGUGUGGAUGAACAGAGUCGAGUGCAGAGGGAAUGAGAUUCACCUGUGGGACUGUCCUCACUCCCUGAAGAACCACACUGACUGUUCCCACAAAGAUCACGCUGGACUCACAUGUGCAGAUUUGUCAGUGUCCACUACUCCUGCCACAACAACAUCAUCUUCUCGUCCAGUUUCUCAGACAGUGCGCUCAACAUCAGUCACUCCUCCACAAACUCCUCCAGCAGCGUCUCUCUCUGUGCUUGUGGUUGUACUGGGAGUUUUGCUUGUACUGCUCUUAGUGCCACUGCUUAUACUGGUUCAGCAGAACAGAGUGAUGAGGAGAGCUCUCUCUAAGAGGAGACACAGGACGACGACUGAGGCCGUUUAUGAGGAGAUUCAUCACAGGCCUGUUAACAUCACAAUCUCAUCAGACAACAUGGAUAAAGAGGCUACAGAGGACUAUGAUGCCAUCAUCGAUUUACUCAAUUAUCGCAUGGAUGAGACUUAUGAUGAUGUCACAACCUUGAGAGAAGAGAAUGUUGAUGAGGAGCCAAAUGAACAGAAAGAGACGCAAAUUGUCUCUGAAGGAAAGUUCUCCAGAUAACGUAUAUGCAGUGUGGAUCUUACAGGUUU
Messenger RNA from Pimephales promelas (fathead minnow), 7784 nucleotides. NCBI's taxonomy places the organism in Eukaryota, Metazoa, Chordata, Actinopteri, Cypriniformes, Leuciscidae. The record is from RefSeq and is a predicted model, not a curated record.